This is a messenger RNA of Pangasianodon hypophthalmus (striped catfish), 2669 nucleotides long. RefSeq names its product kelch repeat and BTB domain containing 13a (gene kbtbd13a). The record is from RefSeq and is a predicted model, not a curated record. The transcript has a single exon. NCBI's taxonomy places the organism in Eukaryota, Metazoa, Chordata, Actinopteri, Siluriformes, Pangasiidae. Gene Ontology annotation, molecular function: protein binding. The coding region runs from base 104 to 1600 and encodes 498 amino acids.
UUCCGGCUGUGGAGCAAGCUAGAUAGUUCUUUCACUGCAGUGAAGUACGAUAUGAUAUGCGUCUCAUUGCCAUCAGAAGUCUAAAUGAAAAUCACUGGUUGUGAUGAUGGAGCCUAGCAGCUGUGCUGGCUCAGAGCUAGGACUUGCUAAGAUGGUUUGUCGAGCUCAAGUCUCUGAAAACACAGCCAUGAGAGUGAGGCUAGCUGGCAAUGUUUUCACAGUGGACAAAACCCUCCUGGAAGACAACUGCGAAUACUUCCGGGCACUUUUCCAAUCAGGAAUGAAGGAAUGCCAGCAAGAGGAAAUUUGCCUUCAAGUAGUGAACGCUCGUGGCUUUCUUGUGGCACUUCAGGUGAUUCACGGUGAGAGACCUAUCCUUGAUAGUGAUGAAAUUGUAGAAGCUGUAGAGUGUGCCGCCUUCCUUCAGGUGAAGCUUCUUGUUAAACAUCUUGUAAACAUUGUUAAUUCUGAUAACUGCCUCCUCAUUUAUCACUCAGCUGCCACUUAUGGCUUAUGGGAGCUGUUCAAAAGUGCAGCUUUGUUCAUUUGUGAUAUGUACCAAGACCUCAAGGAGGAUAUACAGUGCUUGCCAAAGGAACUUAUUGAUUACAUUGAAUCUCUUAUUCCUAGUAAAUAUGUUACCAUUGGGACCCACUCACCCACCAUUAAGCUGCUUCAGGACUUUAUGAGGACAGUAUGUUACCUUGAUGAGGAUGAGAACGACUGGAAAGUUCUCACUCACCUACCACUUAACACUAGCACCACCAUGGCUGGGGUUACAGUCCUUGAUAACAAGAUCUUCAUUGUUGGAGGUGUGUAUGACAUUAGCAAUAAAGUUGUAGACUCUGGCUUCUGCUAUGAUGUGACCUCAGAUACCUGGACUACAUUUUCAAGCCCACAACAGCUCCGGUAUAACUGUACCCUGGUGGGGCAUGAAGGCUCUCUUUAUGCACUUGGUGGAGAGUUUGAAAGAUCCACCAUGUCAUCUGUAGAAAAAUAUAACGUGGCCACAGACACAUGGAGCUUUGCUGCUCAUCUUCCAAGACCUGCUACUGCUGUAGCUUGCACCAAGACCAUGGGUAGGAUAUUCAUAUGUCUGUGGAAACCAAAAGAUGCCACCGAGAUCUACGAGUACCUAGUAGACAGGGAUGAGUGGAGUCUAGUGACCACAAUGAUAAGACAUCAAAGUUAUGGGCAUUGUAUGGUGGCACACAGGGACAAUUUGUAUGUGAUGAGGAACGGGCCAUGCGAUGACUUCUUGAGAUGCAUGAUGGACUGUUAUAACCUGACCUCAGGUCAGUGGACAGCCAUGCAGGGACAGUAUGAGAACAGCAAAGGAGCUUUAUUCACAGCAGUGGUGAGAGGUGAUUCUGUUUUUACGGUGAACCGCAGAGCGACAGUGGAGUAUGCCAUUGAGGACAACAAGUGGAGGACGAAAAAAGAGAUGACAGGAUUUCCAAGAAUUGGCUCCAUGUGGACUUUUCUCCUGAGACUACCAAAGAAAACCAAAGGGCCUCUGGGAAAGGAGAAUUUGACAAAUGGCCAAGUUUUUACUGCGUCCUCUCACGUCCUUUCAAGCUCUUCUGAGUGCUAUUAUUGACUACACUAUAACCAUUUCAGCCUAUAGAGAAGUAAUCUAUUUAUUCAAAUAAUAGUCUUUCUGCCUUUUCAUAUUCCCUGGUUUAGCCAAGGCAUAGUGCAUGGUGCUUCUACAAUAUUGACUAAAAUGAAUUUAGCUAUGUCUCUAUGUACUUGAUAUUUUUGUUACUGUCUGUGUGGAGUUUUGCAUGUUCUCCCCAUGUGCUCAUGGUUUUCCUCUGGGUUCUCUGGUUCCCUCCCACCUCCCAAAACAUGCUGGUAUGUGGUUUGGCUACACUAAAUAGCCCCUGGAUGGGAAUGAGUGUGUGAAUGUGUAUGCAUUGUGCCCUGUGAUGAACUGGCACCCCAUCCAGGAUGUAUGUCCGCCUGCCACCUGGUGUUCCCAGGAUAGGCUCCAAAUCCAGCAUAAAGUGGUUACUGAAGAUGAAAUAAUGAUAAUGAAUGAAUAAAGCAUUUACAGAUCUAAAUGGACAAAUGACUGUAUGACUGAAACUAAAUGGAGACUACUUGGAUUUGACUACGAAAAAUCAAGUGGUUUACAUAAUGCUGUUCUCCAUUGCAAGUUUUGUUUCUAGGGCUACAAAUGAGCAGCAACAAAACAUCAUUAACCCAAAAAUAAUUCUGUAAGACUCUGGUCACUAGUUUGUCUGUGCCAGAGGAAUAGUGAGAUGAAAAGAGUGAUAGGAUAGUUGAAGAAAUAUCAACAAAAUUAUCUCAACACUCUACUCCCCCACGUGAAAGGUCUUUUUGACUUCUGCUCAAAUUAUGCAGUCCUCAAAAAAACACUUCUUUUUAAAUUGUGCUACAGACAAUUUAGUCAAGUAUGGCUAGAGUCAUGUAGGCAUUAGUUAAUACAUUUCAUUGAUGAUUAGUCCAUCAACAGAGCAAACAUCUCUAACAUUCCUGGAGACUGUUAUGAAUCUAAACAGUUCAUAAGAACAGAACUUUCUUUCUUUCCUUCUUUCUUUGAAGAAAUAAUGUUAAUAUCCCAACAACUUGACAAAUGAGGGAGACAGUUACACUUGCUGAAAGCUCAUAUUUUCUUCAAGACUCCUUUGGAGGCAGGGAAU